AUGCUCAUGGCAAUCAUCGGCGAGUGCCUCGCCGCUGCGAAGGAGGUGAGGGGUUACAGCAGCGACAUGCUUAGCGUCAUGUUAGAGGCCAACACCGGCAGCAACGAUGGCAAGAUUAGGCAGCAGGCCAUGAGCAUGGAUGAGAUCAUCAACGAGUGCAAGGCCUUCUUCUUCACCGGCCACGACACGACCUCGCACCUCCUCACCUGGGCCAUGUUCCUGCUUAGCACGCACCCCGAGUGGUAG
Miscanthus lutarioriparius is the source of this 246-nucleotide messenger RNA. NCBI's taxonomy places the organism in Eukaryota, Viridiplantae, Streptophyta, Magnoliopsida, Poales, Poaceae. The record is from the annotation of a GenBank genome assembly.